AAACCACCAUAUUCAUACGCGACAUUGAUCAAGUAUGCAAUUGAAAACAGCUCGGACAGAAAGCUGACACUGAGCGAUAUUUACCAGUGGGUCAUUGACCAUUAUCCUUACUACAAUUCGGCUGGAUCUGGCUGGAAGAACUCAAUCCGUCACAACCUCUCCCUCAACAAAAGCUUUGUUCGUGUUCCACGGCCCAUAAAUGAACCCGGAAAAGGCUCUUAUUGGACUGUUGAC
Phycomyces blakesleeanus NRRL 1555(-) is the source of this 234-nucleotide messenger RNA. RefSeq names its product fork head transcription factor. The annotation marks the transcript as partial. Gene Ontology annotation, biological process: regulation of transcription by RNA polymerase II. The transcript has 2 exons. Gene Ontology annotation, cellular component: nucleus. The record is from RefSeq and is a predicted model, not a curated record. Gene Ontology annotation, molecular function: RNA polymerase II cis-regulatory region sequence-specific DNA binding; DNA-binding transcription factor activity, RNA polymerase II-specific. Lineage: Eukaryota; Fungi; Mucoromycota; Mucoromycetes; Mucorales; Phycomycetaceae.